AUGCGUCCUAAAGGUGGCAAGCCGACCAGCGACGAGCUUCUUGCUCAAUUUGACAAUCUCGGGGUCGAGGACUCCGACAAGCAAGCGUCUCAGCCGGCUGCUGCACCUCCCGCUGCGCAGUCCGAACAGGACAUCCUGGCUGAAUUGGACAAUCUAGCUUCGCAGCGUCCAAGCAGUAUUCCUGGAACCCCGCGGGCCUCUACUAACGAGCCUAGACCCACCAUCAAGUCGCCCAAGCCAGCUGCGGCGGCGGCGACGACCCCCUCCACCGGCCGAUCCAGCGAAGAGAAGCCUACUCCACGCAAAUCAGAGGAGAGCGCUCCCUCGGCUCGUGCAACCGCUCAGGCUGAUAAUGUGCAGAAAUCAGAAUCAGAGAAUCCUGCGACAGAGGAGGCUUCUGCGGGUGGUGGAUGGUGGGGAUGGGGGGGAGGUAUCUUCGCAACGGCCAGUGCUGCCAUGAAGCAAGCCGAGGCCGCCGUGAAAGAGAUCCAGCACAACGAAGAAGCCCAGAAGUGGGCUCAACAGGUUAAAGGCAAUGUCGGUGCGCUGAAAGAUUUUGGUGGUGAGCUCCGGAACAUGGCGAUCCCUACCUUUACCAACCUCAUCCACACCCUCGCGCCCCCGAUCUCGUCCCAUGAACGUCUCCAAAUCCAUGUGACCCACGACUUCUCCGGCUACCCCAGCCUCGACCCUCUGGUUUACGCCGUCUUCUCUCGCGUGAUGUCCCAAGUCGAAGGUGGUGACCUCCUCGUGAUCCAGCGAGGCCAGGAAUCGGCACCCAGACGCGGAAUUGAUAUCACCGGUGCUACGGCGGGCUGGCGCGAUGGCCCGUGGUGGCGCACAGUUACCCCGGGUAACCCUCGCAAUCUCUCCGCGAUUCGUGGCUCCGUUGAAGCUACCAAGCUGGCGCGGGCCAGUGCCGAGUCCUAUGCCGCCGAGUUCUUCUCGGCCAAGGGAGGCGUCGAGGAAGCCGCGAAGCAAGCCAGCCAGGUCCUGAGCGAGACAAACCCCGUGCGCAAUAGCGACAUCUUCCUGGCCAUUCAGGCCAUCAGCCAGACCUCGUCGACGGAACUGUUCCAGGCGGGCCCGACCACGGACAAGGCCACUCCCUCUGGUGUGGUGGACGUUCCCGACGCAACCGAAGAAGAGAUCACCUUCGCCCUGUACCUGCACGACCCCAUCCACGGCAUCGCCUUCCACACGGUGUCGCAGGCCGUGCCGCAGAAAUGGAUCGAGUGGCUCGACUCCUCGGCCCCGGCCGUCGGGGAAACCAACCCUGAAGAGGAGAUCCCCCGCGCAGUCGUCCCGGAGGAGAUUGCUGAGAUCGUCGAGAGCGGCGGCGUGGACCCUCGCGAAUGGGCGGCCGAAUGGAUCGAGGAAACGCUCUCCCUGGCCACGGGAGUUGUCGCGCAGCGCUACGUGGCGCGUAGAAUGGGCGUUGGCGAGGCGGGAGUCGCCAAGGGCAAGAUGCGUGCUGAGCAGGCGUCGGUCGUGGAGAGCGGAGCGGGAGAGGUUGCGCGGGCACUCUAG
Aspergillus affinis is the source of this 1530-nucleotide messenger RNA. RefSeq names its product DUF5427 domain-containing protein MTC1. The record is from RefSeq and is a predicted model, not a curated record. The transcript is spliced from 2 exons. NCBI's taxonomy places the organism in Eukaryota, Fungi, Ascomycota, Eurotiomycetes, Eurotiales, Aspergillaceae. The coding region runs from base 1 to 1530 and encodes 509 amino acids.